AUGGCUGUUACUAUAUCUAUCCAUUAUACUGGACUGUACAUUCGUGUGAACAACGUUGCCCCAAAAGCUACAAUAGGAAUAGACUUCCUUUCCAAGACAAUGUACUUGGAGGAUAGAACAGUGAGACUUCAGUUAUGGGAUACUGCAGGGCAGGAAAGAUUCCGUUGUUUAAUACCAAGUUACAUAAGAGAUUCCACUGUUGCUAUAGUUGUGUAUGACAUCACAUGUAUGAAUUCUUUUCAACAAAUCUCAAAGUGGAUUGAUGAUGUGAGAUCAGAAAGAGGGAAUGAUGUUAUUAUAAUGUUGGUUGGAAAUAAGACUGAUCUACCUGAUAAAAGGGAGGUAACCACAGAAGAAGGUGAGAAGAGAGCUAAAGAACUAAGUAUUCUGUUUAUUGAGACUAGUGCAAAGUCAGGAUAUAAUGUGAAACAAUUGUUCAGACAUGUGGCAGCAGCUCUUCCAGGCAAUGAAAACACAGAUAAAGUAAAAGAGGACAUUGUGGAUGUUGACCUAAAAGAUGCACCUACAGUAUUGGAGCCAGAAGAUGAGGGUUGUGGCUGUUAGUUUUUGUUGUUCUUUUUUUAACUUUUAUGUUAAACAGAGUAAUGUUUUGGGUGAUAUUUUAAUUCAAACUUUUUUUAUGGUACCAUUUAUAGUGCCUUUUUAACUCAAUUUAAUUAAAAUGAGAUCAAUUUUCCUCAGGUUGAAAUAAUUUAAUUUCUAGAUGAGAGAGAUUUUUUGCUAUAAUGUGUGUGUAUGUUUAGCUUAUUGCCAGAAUACAUUUAUUUACUGUUGAAUACAGGAACUUGUUCUCCUUAAAGUAAGCAUUUUUAUGUAGGUUUUUUGUUUCAUUUUAAUAUAUAGUUCAACAUAGAUCUAAGGCUUAAUUUUAUAGCAUAAUGCUUAACUACUCAGAAAUCCCUGUCUUUAAACAUAAAUUGCAAAACAUAGACAAUUCUUGUUUUUCAUAAGCAAGAAAUGUUUUCUGUGUUAAGAAAAUCUUGUGGUAUCUGAAUAAUUAUGUAAUCGAAAAUCAGCAAAAUAAUUAAAAGUUGUCUUGACUUAUCUGUUUGUGCCUAGAAAAAACUAAGGGUGGGUUUUUGACCAGCCAAAACAAAGUGGUCAGUUGGCUUGUAAAAUACUGCUGUAUGUUACUUAGUAAUUUCUAGGGUUAAAAUUAAUUGUUUUUUUGUUGGGUUUUUUCGCCUUAUAAAUUGUAAAGUUUCUAAAGGUGUUUUAGACCUAUAACCUCAACCUAUUCUUUAGAAUUUGAACUUUUUCCUUAAUUUAUAACUUCAAGUUUGGUUAUAAACAGUAUAACAUUGUUUCUAUAUGUUAAAUGAAUUUCUGUUUGUUCCAAUUGUUAACUUUUUUGAAUAACACUUUCAGAUCAACAGUUAUUGUAUAAUAAUGUUAUAAGUUAAAAAUUACUUGCAUACAAUGAGUACCUUGCAAAACAACUUAUUAGACCAGUCAGAUAAGUUUAUAAUUUUUCUGAUUUUUGCCUUUUUUUUUUUUCUUACACAAGUAUGUUUCAUCAUCAUCAUUUAUUCCAUACUUUCAUGUCCCUUUUAAUUUUAUUCGUCUUCCUUCCCUUCUGUUUCUUUGCCUAGAAGAAUCCAAUUUUAAUCAAACAAAUUCUGCAUCAGGUCUUCUUGGAUCAUUUUCAUUUAUGAAAGAUUGUAAUACAAUGACUAACUUUCCAAUUAUGCAUGUCUUUUUGUCAUUUUCUUGUUUCUUAAGAUGGACCAAACUCUAGCAUAAGCUGUGGUGCAAAAGACAGACAGACUAUUCAACCAGAACAGCUAAAAUACAGGGAGAGCAUAGGCUUUUCCAUCACAUUAACUGAGAGAGAUCCUUAUAUUCCACAGUAGGAAUGGCAUUUUACAAACUUUUUAAUUAAAUAGACUGUUUCUUAUAACGUCAGCUAACUGUGUAAGAAUAUUCUGCUGAACAUUACGAUCUUUGAAAUUGGCCAUGACUACAAGGAAGUCGCUUGCUGAAUAUAAUUCUUCACUCUUAUCUAUCCCUUGGUAACCCAUAUUGACUGUAUACUGCAUUAUGGGCUAGGAUGAUAACUUGUAUAUAUCACUCUUUAGUGUUGUAUUUUUCCUCACCUUUGAUAAGAAAACUGUUUUCUGUCUACUAAUGCAUGUAUUGUUGUAUGGUUGAAAAAAAAAAGACGUUUGGCAUAGGAGAAAGUAAUGCAACUGCUUCCAUUCUUUCAGUUAAUUGAUACACAUGCUAUUAUGUUUUAUAAAUUUUCAGUUUCACACACAGAACACAUUUUUAUCAAGUAUAUCAGUACAGAUCUCUGUAGGGCAACAACCAGCAACUACCUCUUCUGUGGCAGUUGACUGCAGAGCCUUCUUGCAUGAUUGAAGAUAUUUGGGCCACUUAAUGGACAAUCUCCAUCCAAAUUCCUUCCUUGGCAGUUAUUUUGGAUUAAAAGUCAUCUGAGACUCAAAACUAAAAAAUUUUAGAGCUCAAAAGACUAACCAGAGGCAUUCAGAAACUGUAGUUUCUCUUCAUCCCAAAUAUCAAGGUAGAUAUAAAUUGCCAAAAUGGCAAAUGAAACUUCAAUGACAGAGUGAUAUGUGUUUUCUCAGAGAGAUUGUAGGUGUGAUGUUCGUUGAGUCAGAGUCAUGAUCCCAUGUAUCAAUAAUUAGGUUGUCCACCUCAUUUUCACUGCUGGAUAAGUCCUUGCCUAAUUCCUGGAGCAUAGUGAAUCAGUUCCGUACAGUCAGCGGGUCCCCCGUAGACCAUGUGACAACAGCUCUCGUACGAGUACUGACAUUCAGCAUGGACAUGUUUAGAUGAAACUGGAAAGAUCCUUAAAAAAAUUUGUUAUAACUGUAACCCUGAAAAGGGCUGUUACCCAAAAAGGGAUACAUCUGUUAAGAUAUUAAAAGUAGGAAGCACCUUCAAAAAGAGAUGUAUAUAUAUUUCAGUGAUAAAUUAUCACUUACCUUGUUUUCCUUGCUACUUACCCUCUCCUACAAAUAAUCCUAUUAACACAGUAUAAAACCCGUUAAAAAAAAACGUAAACUUUCCACAGUAGUAAAAACGCAUCUUUACUUCCCCAAAACCCAAACCUAUCAAGUUGCAUAAGGUUAAUAAGUGUUAGUGUUACUAGAAUGAGAGUGGGAAUAGUUUAUGCUUCAGAAUGGUCACCAACACUUAUCAAUUAUCAAUUCCUUGUCCCUCAUGCAGAUGUGAAGAGAAUAUUUGUAUACUCUACACAUCACGUUGAAUUAGUUGCACAUAUAAAGUACAGGAUGUUUAGAUAGUCAGUCUUCAACAUUUUCUGUAUCUUCUCAACUCAAUAAUGUUUUGAAAUUGAUAUACAGUGCAAUUUACAAUGUACUAAGAUUGAUUUGUGUUAGUAAUUGAAUAAAAGACUAGCUAAGGAGAGGUCACCAUAAAACUGAUUACUUUUUUUAUUAUGAAUAUUACUCAAUCCAUUGGAUACAAUGAAAAAUUAUAGGUUUAUUUGAGGAUGACAUAGAUCUUCUUCUGGAAACGUGUAAUUUUCAGCACUGAAAAAAGGUUUUCUUCUGGGUACUUACUGCUGUGAAGCUUGUACAUUGGUUGAAGCUUGUGACAAAUUUAUUAUAUACAUACAUAGGGAUUUUUAACAAUCACUUAUUCAGGCACCACUCUACUGGUGAAUCCAGUAAUGCCAACUUGAUGUGGGCUUCUAAUACUUGACAGCUUCCUGUGAGUUAAGUAGUCAUUAUCGAUAACUACUGGCCCAAGCAAGCAACCUUUGUAGAUCAGAAUUUAUAAGUUAAUGCAACUAAUUUCAUAUACAUUUCUAACUAGAAGUAUGCAGUAAUAUAAACAUUAAACUUAUAAUAAUGCAUUUAUUAAUCAAUUAGAUAUACUCUCUGUUAGUGAUAUUUUCAGCACUGCAGUUUUUGGACUUAGGAUUGUAAUGGAAACUGAAGCGUACUUUGACCAGACAGAAUAUAAAAUGUUUUUUAAAUAAGUUGUAUAUAUAUAUGUAUAUGUAUACAGGGAGACCCAAUGGUAGGUAUACAGUUGAUAAUUGAUAAUGCAUUUAAAGUAAUUAAAUUUAAAGUAUACAGUUGAUAAUUUAAUUAACAGCACUUUACACAUGACUUGGAACGAUGGAAAAGUUAAUCCCACAGGUGUUCAGAUUGAAGCCCAUUACUGUUCACACUUUUGUAGUUUCUUAACUAACUAGUCCAGAUAUUGAAAAAAGGCCCAUAUUUGAUGUUUCUCUCUAUGCUGCCCCCCAGUGGCACAGCGGUAUAUCUGCAGACUUACAACGCUAGAAACCGGGUUUCGAUACCCGUGGUGGGCAGAGCACAAAUAGCCCAUUGUGUGUAGCUUUGUGCUUAAUUACAAACAAACAAACUCUCUAUGCUUAGAAAUAAGGAGAUUUCAUACAUCUUAUUCUUAAUAGUUUAAAAGUAUCUAAUAUUUUUUUUAAAUACUUAAUUUUGAAAUAUAUUAUAUUACUGCAGCUGUAGUACAAUGAUAAAGGCUUCUUUUUGUAUUGAUUUGCUGAUUGAGGCAUGUAAAGAAUCUUAGUCCAUUCAGUGUAUCUGUUAUUAGCUGAUCAACUUGAUGUCUUUAAAUAGGCCUUGAAAAUUUUAUGUCACAGUAGGAUAGUUUAUAUAUAUAAAAUUUAUUAUUUUUUUUUUGCACACAAAUGAAAUUUAUAAUUUGACCAAGUGUACUCAUUACAAUAAUAUGAGAAAAAGAUUUACUUAAGUGUUUUUAGAUUCAUUAGUUCCAGGUUUUAUUAUCACCCAUUUUUAUAUAAAUAUCAUACAUAUAUAUUUUGUUUU
Messenger RNA from Limulus polyphemus (Atlantic horseshoe crab), 4820 nucleotides. Its product is annotated as ras-related protein Rab6-like. Lineage: Eukaryota; Metazoa; Arthropoda; Merostomata; Xiphosura; Limulidae. The coding region runs from base 1 to 564 and encodes 187 amino acids. Gene Ontology annotation, molecular function: GTPase activity; GTP binding. The transcript is spliced from 7 exons. The record is from RefSeq and is a predicted model, not a curated record.